Molecule: messenger RNA, 1506 nt
Organism: Aureobasidium uvarum
Lineage: Eukaryota; Fungi; Ascomycota; Dothideomycetes; Dothideales; Saccotheciaceae
Source: the annotation of a GenBank genome assembly
AUGCGUCGAGCCAUCGCGACUACUCUGGCCUUUGCCGCCUAUGCUAGCGCGCAGAGCACGACCUCUAUCGACAUCGAUGCCAUCUCUGUGGCUAUCCCCACAAGCGUCUUCAACCUUCCAAUUGUCUACGUUACCGCAGAAGACGCACCCGCUAUCACCGCGACCACCGUCGCUGUCACCGCAACCGCCUCAUCUGAUCCUCUUGCAACGAACGUCUUCGACUCGGCUGGCGAUGUCUCGGUCGCUCUGUCAUCUGCUUCCGUACAGGCCACCGCAAGUGCCACCGAUCUUUCGAAGCGUGCAGCUACCUGUGUCCCACAGCCAUCCGGAAUCACCCACAACUCAUCUCCGGACACUGCAGCUGGGUUCGUUGCCGACACAUACUAUUCCACGCAAGCAACGCUGGCAACCGCUCCAUCUGGCUGGGUCCGAUCCUUUGCAGGCUUGAAUGCUUCCAACUCUGCUGAUCAGUACCUUGGAUUCACUCUUUUGACAUCAUACGAUGUGGCGACCUGCACAACAAAGUGCUCCGCCAUCAAGGGCUGCAACUCGGUCAACAUCUACUACGAGAGAGAUCCGAGCUCCUCGACUGACGGCCCUACAUGCCUCGACCCGCCCAGCUCCAUCAACGUCAAGUGCGUGUUCUGGGGCGGCGCCGUGGCGGCAGCAAAUGCCAACAACUACGGUCAGAUGCGCGCAAACUUCCAAGUGCUCGUUGCUGGCAGCAAUGGCUACAUGACCACUUCUUAUGCUGCAGCACUCGCCGCCCAACCUGACGCUACCCCACCUUCUACCGCUGCCGAUGCUGCAGAUAACGUGUAUAACAUCUACGCCGCCUCGGACUUGACUCAGGGCGCCUACACCAACACUGCUGCUUCGAGCUCGUACAAGGACUGCAUGACCUCUUGCGACGCCGAUUCAAACUGCAAUGCUUUCACGUAUGUCGGUGGCAGCAAUGGGAUUGGUGCAGGCACUUGUUGGCUCAAGAAGCAAGCUGGCUCACCCUCCAAAGCCGGCACCAACGUCGUCUCUGCAGCCAAAAACGGCAAGGUCACCACAACAUAUACAACCACCGACCCUGUAUCAAAGCAGAUGCACAUCUUGAUCACCAGUUCUGGCACCAGCGCUGACGGCAAGUACAUCUUCAUCUCCGGCAAUGGCGGACAAAGCAGCUUGGUCUCCAACGCAGCCGAUGCCACAAAGUUUGUCGUGGACCAGGCAAACCAACACAUGGUCGUGCAGAGUGGCAGUGCCGCUGGCUAUGCUUUCGCCCUUGCUCCCACGACAGUCACUUCGCCCUUGUACUUUGCUCCGCAGGGCGAUGCUUCAAAGUCUUACUUUACCUGCAACGUGGAUGCCAAUGGUGGCGUUGCUUGCGGCGUCAAUGGUCGUGGUAUCGCUGGUACCGUCUGUUCAUCGGAUAACUACAGCAGCAUUCAACUCAUCACCGGUGAUACGUGGCCUCAGACCUGUAACUGGGUGCUUUGGAACUUUGUGGCUGCUUGA